AACUUUUUGAAAUCUGACAUCAUCCCUCCAUCACUGAAAGUAUUUCCGUCACAAUCCACCUCUAGACACACAGAACUUGUAGUAGUGUUUCAGUAGGCUCGGCGGGCCUAGAGAUGGCUAGUAUUGUCCCCUGCUGACUUUAGUAUUACCACCGCGGGUGACCAUUUCACAAUGGAGGAAGCUACAAGACGGCAUUUCUUCUUCCACAGCAAGGAUGGAUAUGAUGAGGAGAAAGUCAGCUGCCACUUUUGCCAGAUCCGCUCGUUCAGCACGCACCCCGAUUACCCGGUCACCAUCGUCAACGGCGAAGAUGACGCAGUUCUCUCACCCAACUUUCGCUUCAUGGACAAGUCAGUUUACAGCAAAGGUGUGGAACCUGCUAGAGCUGAGUUUCGCAGUGGCUGCGAAUGCGACGACGACGAAGACUGCCAGUACAAUAACUGUCACUGUCUGCAAGAGAUGGACGAUGACGACUCGGAACCCGCUGACGACCCAAUCUAUGGUGCUGCCCCUGCGCCCCGCAAGAAGAUAUAUGCAUACCACUCGCACGGCGCAAAGGCAGGUUUUUUGAAGUCCAAGGUGCUUGAGUCGAGAGAGCCUAUCUAUGAAUGUCACGAGGGUUGCUCCUGCGGACCUCAUUGCGCAAACCGAGUAGUCGAACGUGGCCGUAAGGUACCGCUGGUCAUUUUCCGCACCAAGAACAGAGGAUGGGGUGUACGCAGCACAGUCGACAUCAAGAGGGGGCAGUUCGUUGACAAGUACAUGGGUGAGAUCAUCACGCCGAAGGAGGCAGACCGACGGAGAGCCCAGUCCGACAUUGCCCAGCGAAAGGACGUGUACUUAUUCGCGCUCGACAAGUUCUCCAACCCUGACUCGAUAGAUGAAAGACUGAGAGGUCCGCCACUCGAAGUGGAUGGCGAGUUCAUGUCGGGUCCGUCUCGCUUCAUUAACCACUCGUGUGACCCGAACUUGCGCAUAUUCGCUCGGGUGGGUGACCACGCCGAUAAGCACCUUCACGAUCUGGCAUUCUUUGCCAUCGAGGAUGUACCCAAGGGACAAGAGCUCACUUUCGAUUAUGUCGACGGCGUUUCUGACUCGGAGAACGACGCGUUGAAUCCGGGUAAGAACCGGGACAUGACGAAGUGUUUGUGUGGCAAGGCCAACUGCCGCGGAUAUCUCUGGUAAAGAGGACCACAUACUUUGGGGGACUAAGCGAGCUUCAAUCUUGAAGAAACCCAGCCUAUGAUACUUAACCAGGCUAAGUUUGGAUUUGACGAUUGAAUGAUGUGCAUUACCAGGGGGAGUGGCGUUGCAAAUAGAACAGAUCUUUACAACACCACAUCACAGGACGGAUUGAGCUAUAAUGAAAAGGCUGAUCUAACACUUCACGUCAUCAAUUCGGUUUCUUUUUCUAGUUUUGUCUUCGUUGUCGUUGAAAGUAUGUAGAUGCAUGGUGUUCCUUCAGGGGGUUGUUGUAGUUCAACCAUUUGGUGCAAGCUAAUGAUGACGAGCAAUAAAGGAUCUAGUGGUUGUUCCACUGUGAUAAAUGCCCUAAAUGCUGGCAUGAUUAGAAUGUUCCAUGUAAGAAGACCUAGUGAACCGACC
Pseudomassariella vexata is the source of this 1605-nucleotide messenger RNA. RefSeq lists its product as uncharacterized. Lineage: Eukaryota; Fungi; Ascomycota; Sordariomycetes; Amphisphaeriales; Pseudomassariaceae. The coding region runs from base 172 to 1185 and encodes 337 amino acids. The transcript is spliced from 2 exons. Gene Ontology annotation, cellular component: nucleus. The record is from RefSeq and is a predicted model, not a curated record. Gene Ontology annotation, molecular function: protein binding; zinc ion binding; histone methyltransferase activity.